AUGACAAAUAAUUUAAGAGCGUUUUUGGGCUUUCAUGAACUGAGUACAGUUCAUUUCUAUAAGGCCUUGUUGUGCGAAUUUUUAGGCACGGGAAUUUUGAUCGUGUCCACAUGUGGAUCUAUUGUAUCCAUGGACGCCGGGAGGGUUGUCAGUACCUUCUCAACGGCCAUGACCUCUGGCAUGACAGUGGCCUAUAUUGUGUGGACGUUUAACCAUGUCAGUGGCGCCCAUAUCAACCCAGUGGUGACUUUUGCGUUUAUGAUUACAGGGAUUGUGUCUUUAACAAAGACAGUUGGAUACAUCUUAUCUCAGUGUAUCGGAGCUGUGACCGGCGCGGCUAUCAUCUGGUACAUGCUGCCUCCGUCCUGGAGGGGAAACCUUGGCAGCACUGUCUUUCAUGAAGACGUAACACUAGCCCAGGGAUUUUUUAUCGAAGUCAUCAGUACCUUCAUCAUGGUCCUGGGUGUCUUUGCUACCAGCGACAGGUACCGGACUGACCACUCGGGCUCUCUGCCCCUGACCAUUGGCUUGAUCGUGUUUAUGGAGAGCGCCUGGGCUGGCAAGCUGACUGGUUGUAGCAUGAACCCAGCACGCUCUCUGGGACCUGCCGUGCUAUCUGGCUCCUGGGAUCAUCACUGGGUGUAUUGGCUGGCGCCAGCUCUGGGAUCCUCGUGUGGAUCACUUCUGUACCAGCAUGUCUUGGCAGAGUCCCCCCAGGAAGCCAACACCAGCAUCCACAUAGACCCCAGCGAUCCCCACCACGAGAACCCCUCCUAUUUGAAGAAGUUUACAGACAAAACCAUUAUCGUCCAACCCGCUGUUAGUCAGUUCUGA
Molecule: messenger RNA, 834 nt
Organism: Candidula unifasciata
Lineage: Eukaryota; Metazoa; Mollusca; Gastropoda; Stylommatophora; Geomitridae
Source: the annotation of a GenBank genome assembly